AUGGACAACAAGAAGCGCCUGGCCUACGCCAUCAUCCAUUUCCUGCACGGGCAGCUCCGGGACGGGGAGCUCUCCUCCGAUGCCCAGGAGAGCCUGGAAGUGGCGAUCCAGUGCCUGGAGACUGCGUUUGGAGUGACCGUGGAAGACCAUGACCUGGCACUGCCCCAGACUCUUCCAGAAAUAUUUGAAGCAGCCGCCUUAGGCAAGGAGAUGCCACAGGACCUGAGGAGCCCCGAGCGGACCCCACCCUCCGAAGAGGACUCCGCAGAGGCAGAGCGUCUCAAGACAGAAGGAAAUGAGCAGAUGAAGGUCGAGAACUUUGAAGCAGCCGUCCAUUUCUACGGGAAGGCCAUCGAGCUCAACCCGGCCAAUGCCGUCUACUUCUGUAACAGGGCCGCAGCCUACAGCAAGCUGGGGAACUACGCAGGGGCUGUGCAGGACUGUGAGCGUGCCAUCUGCAUAGAUCCCUCCUACAGCAAGGCCUACGGCCGCAUGGGCCUGGCGCUCUCCAGCCUGAACAAGCACACGGAAGCCGUGGCCUACUACAAGAAGGCCCUGGAGCUGGACCCUGACAACGAGACCUAUAAGUCGAACCUCAAGAUCGCAGAGCUCAAGCUGAGGGAGGCGCCGAGCCCGACAGGAGGUGUCGGUACUUUUGACAUUGCCGGCCUGCUGAACAACCCAAGCUUCAUGAGCAUGGCAUCCAACCUAAUGAACAACCCCCAGCUCCAGCAGCUCAUGUCUGGAAUGAUUUCGGGCAGCCACAACCCCCUGGGGACCCCCGGCACUAGCCCCUCUCAGAACGACCUGGCCAGCCUCAUUCAGGCGGGCCAGCAGUUUGCACAGCAGAUGCAGCAGCAGAACCCGGAGUUGAUAGAGCAGCUCAGGAGUCAGAUCCGGAGUCGGACCCCCAGUGCCAGCAACGAUGAGCAGCAGGAGUGAC
Molecule: messenger RNA, 943 nt
Organism: Orycteropus afer afer
Lineage: Eukaryota; Metazoa; Chordata; Mammalia; Tubulidentata; Orycteropodidae
Gene: SGTA
Product: small glutamine rich tetratricopeptide repeat co-chaperone alpha
Biological process (GO): post-translational protein targeting to endoplasmic reticulum membrane
Cellular component (GO): membrane; TRC complex
Molecular function (GO): protein binding; molecular adaptor activity
Source: RefSeq, a predicted model, not a curated record